Messenger RNA from Dothidotthia symphoricarpi CBS 119687, 902 nucleotides. RefSeq lists its product as uncharacterized. The transcript is spliced from 2 exons. Gene Ontology annotation, biological process: protein monoubiquitination; protein polyubiquitination. NCBI's taxonomy places the organism in Eukaryota, Fungi, Ascomycota, Dothideomycetes, Pleosporales, Dothidotthiaceae. Bases 14 to 793 code for a protein of 259 amino acids. The record is from RefSeq and is a predicted model, not a curated record. Gene Ontology annotation, molecular function: ubiquitin protein ligase activity.
CCACCACCAGCGCAUGGGAACGCCGACUAAAUUGAGCGAAGACGAGUCUGAAGACACUUGCGUGAUAUGUCUCUCGUCGGUCACAGAAAGAGCAAUCACCGCUCCCUGCAAUCAUUACACUUUUGAUUUCGUGUGCCUCGUGAGCUGGCUCCAAGAGCGGUCUACUUGUCCACUAUGCAAAUCAGAAGUCACUGCUGUCCAGUAUGACUGGCGCUCGCCUACCGACUACAAAAGCUAUCCCAUCUCCCGCAGCCAUCCACCCAGCAGUGUGUCUGCUCCAUCUUCUCUAUUCGCUCCGUACGGACUCCCAAGAAGACCAAGAUCUUCCCGUCGUCCCUACUCUCCGCCAAUCGAAGAUGUCGCGCUGCGCAGGCGCCGUGAGGUGUACAGUAAAAAGCUCUACUCCUUCCACAUGGGGAGCAACCCCUUCUCAGGGUACUGCGAUGUGACCCCCCAGAUGAUCGCCAGCUCUGCAGAACUCCAGUCACGCGCUCGUAUGUGGAUACGACGCGAAUUACGCGUCUUUUCUUUCCUACACGCGGAUCCUGCAUGCUUGUCCUCCGACGAAGCGACGACGAGCAGCAACGCCGAGUUCCUGUUGUCCUAUGUCGUGUCUAUUCUGAGGAUGGUGGACCUAAAAGCGAGCAACGGUCAUGCUGAAAACCUGCUGGCCGAAUUUCUCGGACGAGAAAACAGCACACUAUUCUUGCAUGAGCUGAAUGCUUGGCUGAGAAGCCCGUACGCCAAGUUGGAAGAGUGGGACAAGAAUGUGCAGUAUAGAGACGAAAUCUGAACAGCUCCCGAAGAAGGUAUACAGGCCUUUGUUGGGAGCGUAUCUGCUACCACGUCGAGCAUGUAUAUGCUCACUUAUAUAUUUAAACGAUCAAUCAAUAUUACUAUCC